GGUUGAGCGAGCCAUUGCUCAGUAUUGAGCGAACAGACGCGACUGUCGUUUCGAGCUCGACGCUGAAGUUGACUGCGGAGCACAGGAAGCUGAAGAAGAAAGCAGGAGAAAGUGCUCCACACAGAGAGAGUGUGAGUGAGAGAGAGCGAGCGAGAGAGAGAGAGAGUGCGAGCGUGAGGGUGUGUGCGAGCAAGCAAGUAAGAGUGUGGAGGACCCAGCAGCCAGUCGGUCGGACGGAGGAGUGAAAUUCGAGGCACGGGAAGGGGCACAACACACACUACACACUAUACCGCCGGUGUGCUGGUGGCUAAGUGUGUGUGCGAGUAUCAUAAAGUUGAAAUACGAAACGCCUUGAGGAGAGGCGGCGGCGGCAGCAACAGAGGAGAAACGCCAACAGAAGCAGCGACGCCGGCAGCGACUGCGUCAGGCGGCCAAGCAAAAGGCAGACAAACAGGCGAAUCCUGUUGAGACCAUACGACGAGUCCUUGCUCGUCGGUUCAAACGUGCGGAACACUUUUGGAGGCAGCGAAAAAAACACACAAGAAUAUAUAAAAAGGAAGUCUAUUCCACCAAACACCUCUCACAUACACUCACCCAGCAAUAACAAAAACAACAGACAAGUUUCCAUCACCCAAAAGCGGAAUAUUUCAAAAUUUAAGAAACAAAAACGAAUUAUUUUCGAGAUACUUGUGUAUAUUUCAAUCGCAUAUUUAAAAAAAAUUCUAAAAAAAAAUUAUUCGAAAAUCCUAGUGCAGUGCGAAAGUUAUUCAAUCUAAAAAAUCGGAAAAAAAAGAAAAGAAAAUAGAAAACAAAAAUAUUAAAUUAGUUCCAGUUCAUUUUUUCCCUCAAUUGAUGGCUAACACUGUGAAUUUAAAUUAAAAAAUAAUAUACAACAAAAAAAGUAAUUUAUAUGAAAAACCGAAACGAAAACAAAGUGCCGCAAGCUAAGAGCGCUAAACACGAAAAAAGUGCUAAAAGUUCCUUAAAGAAAUAUUAAAACAAAAAUAAUAAUAAUAAUACAAAUUAUUGUUACAACUACUUAUAAAAUAUACAAAUUAUACAACAUAAAUUUUCUUUGCAUUUUAACGAAAGAAAACAAAAGUGAGUAGCUCAAAACGAAUUCAAAAAAAAAAAAAAGAAAACCAAUGUGCCCGCGGAAAACUUAAUCAUCUAAGCCUGUAAAGAAAGGAUACUAAAGUGACGGACAGCCAAUUAAAAUAUAUAUAGAGUGGAGGUAACAGAAGCUAAAUCAAAACCAGGAACGAUAACGAGAACGAGAACUAGGACUAGGAUCUAGUGGCGUUGCUAACUGAAAGCCGACGGAAGACAGCAACUAGUUGUUAGUGGGCCUCCCCCUCGGAAUAGCUCGUGAGAACAGGGGCAGGAGUCCGGAUCUCACUCCCCCGAUACUCGACACGGGCCAACAAGGUUCAAAACACUCUCUGCGGUGUAAUAAAAGCUGCUACUUCGCCACCAACUUCUACUCCAACACCAGGCUACACCUCCACCUCCAAGUCCACUUCGAACUCCAUCUCCAUCUCCAACUCCCAGCUCCAGUUCCGCUUCGAAAGUAGACAAUUGAUUAUUGAUUUUGUCUAAGGCAGAAGGAACUGUGCAGCUUAACUCGCCAGCACAACAAACUUGGCAGCAGAGAAAGCGGAGAAAGGCGCAUAGAGAGCCAAGAGGAAGAUAUAUAAUAAAGAAGAGGCGUUGAAAGACGGUUGAAAAAAUAAUAUAGAAAGAAAAAGAGACGUUGGGGAGCCCGCGAGCAGUGUUGUGCAAUGCCAGGCUUACGCCAGCCCAGUGUUGGUCAUCAGCAGCGGUGUGGGGCCUGAAGACCCACAAGAGCUCUGAUUAAAGCCGAGGGAAAAGAGACAACCCCAGCUAGCAGGGAUCGAGCUAAAGAAGAGGCUAACGAAAGGUCCCCCACAACCCCAGCCAUCCCCACUACCACACUACUGCACUACAGCACCACCAAGCACUAUCUUCUCCACCCCACUCUUACUAACCAAAUAAGCCGCCAAAAUAACCCGUCCAAUCGAGAAGCUGCGUCAGACCAACAAACGCAAAAUGCUCUUCUCGCUGGCCCAGACGCUCUUCUGCGUCCUGCUGAUUCAAGGCGGCCUCUACGCCCUCCACUUGAGCGGCAACGGGAAUUCGAACGGCGACAAGUCCUUGGGAGAGGCAAAGGCUCAGCUGCAGGGAGCUCUGCCCGCCCCCAGCCAGCCCAUAGGACCCUCCACCUCGUCGUCCUCUUCGUGGCAGAAGGCUCCGGCCCAGCAGCAUCAACAGCAUCCGGGCGGAUCUCCUCCGGGUGGUGGUCAUGCCCAUCGGUCGGCGGCGGCGGCCGCCUUCGACGCCACCACCGUGCGCCUCAACAAGGAGAUCGCCGACAUGGCUCAGCUGGAGCGGGAGCGACUUAUGCUCCUGGCUCGAGCCAAGCAGACGGCGGAGACUGGAGGGGCCCCGGUUAACCAUAGGGGUCAUCCCUUUAUCGCCGGACGGAUACAGAUGCAGCCCACCGAGGAGCUGGACGUCGGCGACUAUCCGGCUCUGCUCCAGCAGGCGGCCCGGGGCUACAUCUUCGGCAAUGUCCAGAAGCAGCCGCCCACUCCACUCACCGUGGAGGAGGACUACGAGCAGCUCCGAGAUCUCGAGAACAGGCCCGUGAAGUACUACGGUCGAGUAGUCACGCCGUCGGAGAGGGAGGAGCAGGCCGAGGCACUCUACGAGCCAAUGCACUCGUUCGGCGACUUUGACGACUUCUCCGAGCUGGAGCCCGAGCAGGAGCACCACUUGGGUGAGGAGGAUCUCCUCCGCGAGCUGGACGCCUAUCAGUACCACGGCCUGGAGGAGGAGCCGCUGCCAGAGAACCCCUAUCGGACCUUGGAGCAACUGGAACUGACGGCGCCCGAGUCCCUGCAGCAGCUCUUCGAACAGGAGCAGGAGCAGCGCGAUGCACCCGCCAAGGGUGGGCACUCCGGCAAGGUUCACGGCCCUGGAAAUUACAACAUACGCACGCAGCAGAAGUGGGCCAGGAAACGAGCCCAGGGAUCCCAAGGACACAGCCUGGGAGCGGAGAAGCAGCUGCAGCGCCAGAUCUUUGCCCAGCACUUCAAGCCGCAGCGAAAUGGGAAGCUCUCGCUCGCCGCCAACUCGGAGGCCACGGCCGGCAGCAAGCACCUGAAGUCCACCAGCCGCUCCGGAUCCGCUUCAGGCGGCAAGGAUAACGAGAAGCCAGCUAACGAAUUGGGAGGAAGUCCAGCCGCUGGGGAGUUGCAAAAACCGCAAACGGAACAGGAGAAGAAGGAUCCCAGCCACAAGCGAUCCGGUGGCGGUAACGGAGCAUCUGCGGGAUCGCCGGGUAGCGGCUAUGCGGCGCCACCCAUGGUGUCCCACAGUAUAGCCAGCCAGCUGAUGCUGCGCACCGCCCGCGGUCAACGGCAGUACGAUGUGCCACAAAUCGAGUGUCCCACCGCCAUGGAUGGCAUGGAGCGGUUCGCCUGCCCGAUACCCGACCGGCAGGGCAGAUACCGCUGCAUAGACGAUCAUGUGCUGUGCGACGGCUUCAUCGAUUGUCCUGACGGCGAGGACGAGGACCGAAGAUCCUGCAUGUUCUACAAGACGACGAAGGCUCACUUGGAUGUGUUAGCGGAUGCGUUACUGCGCUGGGCGCGAGGGCGUUAAGCUCCACCCACCCACCAAGCAUACAAACACACACGGACACAGACAGAGACACACAUCUGAAACGACUUCUAAAAAACACCCACUACAAAGCAGACACAAACCAUCCAUAAUGACAAACAAAAAUUAGUUUUAACGAACCUCAAGUCAAGCUAUAACCUAUUAAGUUUGAAAAUUACCAAAAUCCACACCCACAACACAGACCCCAGCCUCUUCCUGGAAGAGAAAUAGCUGGAAAAGGAAUCCCCAACAAGGAUCGAGUAAAAAACGCAAAGACAGGACUAAACUGCAGCUCGAUGGAGAGCUGAAUGGAUUGCCAAGUAAGAAAAAAACAGGAUGCUAUUGAUUAAAAACCAAAAUGAACAUUAUGACGCAACAGAUACUCAUAAAGAAAAGAUAUGAUUAUUAUUACACUAUUAUUAUUAAAAAAAAUUAACUUAAUGAAAGCCCAAAAAAAAAUAGCGGUUACAAAUACUAAAGCUAAAUUUUAAUUCAGCAAAAAAAAAAUAAAUAAAACAGAAAAAAACGAAAUCGAAAUCGAGCAAACAAGAAAAUUGUUGAAAAAAAAACGAAUAUAUAUUUUUAAUUUUUCAUUUCGAAUUUGUUUCGCUGAAACGGAGAGCCGAUGAUGGGCCUAACUAUUUUUAGUAUAUAUUAAAAAAAUAUAUUAUAAAUAUAUCUUACUAUAUGAAAUAUAUUUCGUGUACAUUAUUUAAUUAUAUGUGUAUUAAAGUAUAAAUGUUAAAUAAACCAAAAAUGAAAUCAAAAACGAAGAAAGCAUGGCAAAAAGGCAUGAAAAUGGCAAGGAUAAAAAAAUGAAGUUAUAUAUACAUAUACACAGAAAAAAAACCGACAUAAAAAUAUAUAUAUUAAUAGUAUACAUAUACCAAUAACAAACAAAUAUACAAUUGACGGAAAAUAUUGCAUUAGGUUUUAUUGCUGAUUACUGAACAAGAAAAUGAAUGCAAUAUAAUAUACUUAUAUACAAAUGCAAUAACAGCAAGUUUAGCAAAAAAAUGAAAAAAAAAACAUUUACAAAUUAGACGAGAAGCAAAAAAAAGAACAUUUUACAUAAAGAAAAAGACUUGACUUCAUUAAACUGAUUUUGUUCAAAUAGCAUUUAGCGUCUUGAGUUCGAAAUUCUCUCAUACAAGCUAUAUAUUUAAAAUUCCAUAGUUUUCAUCAUAUUUUUGCAUCAUAUUUUAUUAUUUUGAUCAUGUGUGUAAAUAUGUAUUUUAAUUUAAUUAUGAUUUGCACUUACAGAUCUCUCUCUCUCACUUAAAUAACAAUCAGUAACCAGAAACCAAUAACAUUUUUAAUUUUUAAUUAGUUCAUGAGUAAGAAAAACAGUUCUCACGGAAAUGGCAGCUAUCUGUAGUUAAGUAAAUUUAUUUACAUUAUUAAAAGUAUAUUUAAAUAACAAUGGACUUAUAAAUAUACAUGAAAACACGAUAAGCUUGUAAGCAAAACGACAAAAGCUUGUAAAAAAUGCUAUCUUACCCAAAAAAAAAAAAAAACAAAACCAAAAACACAAUUGUUUCCAUUUUUAUUUUCAAAACAAAGAUUUUUCUAAACGUUUUCCCGCUCCUUCUAUUGAAAUUGAAAAAUUUAAAGCUCCUGUAAUACCAACGGAAAUGAAAAUCUUUCGAUUCCAGAGAUUCAGUCUUUAUUGUGGGCGAUUCCCCAAACACAAUCAAUCAAUUAUAAAAUACAAUCAAGCAAAUUUUUAAGCGGAAAAUUACGAAUUAAAAUUUUUAAACGGUUGUGUACGCAAACAAAUAACGAUGAAAACACGAAAAUGAAUUCGCUAAUUAAACCAGAAUAAAGAGGUAACCACUAAUGGGAUUUUCAUACAAAGUAUUGCAACUGAAUUACAAGGUCGUCUUUUAUUUUCAUUCUCCAGUUAAAACUUUAAAGGACUCUUUAUGUUUCGAAUGUUUUGCAAAACUAAAAUUAUUCAAAAUGUUUAAGUAUUUCAAAAUGAAAUAACAUAUGAAAUUGCGAGCAAUAAAAUUUCAUAUCUUAUACACAGUACGUAUAUAAAAUUUCGAACAAUUAAUAUAUAAAUAUAAUUGAGUAUGUGUUUAUGAAUAAGUUUGUAUUUUACAUCGAUUCCCCCAACCUCCUACCCUCCUAUAUCAACGAUCUUCGUUAAAAACUAAAAACUAAAUACUAAAUGGUAUAAAUAGGAGACAAGCCUUGGUGUUUUCUUUUAAUUGAUUGAUUCGGUAAAACAUUUACAUAAAUAACUGCAAAAUAACCCACCUUUAAAUAUAAAAAAAAAGAAAAAGUAAAUUAAUAAUAACAACUUCUAUGCCAUACGAAAUCCAAAAUAAAGUAAUGAGCAAGGCGACGACGUAUGUGUAACUUUAAGUAAAAAACUAAAUACCAUAACGAAUACUUAUGUAUGUAUAUGCAAGUAAUUAAUUGUAAUCCUUGAAAUUAUGCACAAAUUGAAAUUCAAACAAGAACAACAACAACGCGCACUAAACUACAACAACUACAACAUCAAGAUGAAAAAAAAAACCAAAAAGGACAAAACCCCGAAAACAAAUCAAUGGCGAACAAAAAUUUUAAACACAUUUUUUGAUCGAGCGGCAAUUAAGGUAAAAGGUAUACAAAGCCACAAAGCACAGACAUACAAAUACAUAUAUAUAUUUUUGGCCUAUUUUUCUAUAAUCCUAAAAAGACAAGGACAUUUUAAAAGCGAAACCUCUAUAAGGACAAACCAAAAAGAAAACACACACACAAACAAGUUCGAUUGUAAAUAACAACAAUACUCUAAAACCAAAAUAUUUCAAGGAAUUUCAUUUAGUUCCCAAUUGAACAACAAACUAACGAAGAUCGUUUAAUACAAAAACAAACUUUAAGCUACCCUUCCUACUUAAUUAGAUUUUAUACAUUUAGCUUUUAUUAUAAUUAAUUAAUGUUAUUAUUUUUAGCCUAUUUAAUCGAUUACACUUUUAAUUUGGCCUUUGCUGGCUGUCGCAGAAAACAGUAUUGUGUAUAAAAUAAACAAGAAAAUGUGUAAAUAAACAUAUUAUGGUCUAAAUUAGUGUGAAAGUGUUUAUUUUUUAAUUUUUAAAGGUAUUAAAAUUACUUAGUGUUUAGUUUUAAAAUUAUUUUUUAUGAAUACCAAGUAAAAACCAAAAAAAACGAGAAAAAGAAAUGGCGCUAAGGAAAAAACCAAAAGAGCAAAUACAGAAUAUUAAGCUAUGAAAAAAAAAUUGUUGAAUGUUAUAAGAAGGACAUACACAUAUACACACACACACAACCAUAGGUACAUACACACAGACAUACAAAUAUAAACACAUAUAUUUAAGAGUAUAUAGAACGCUCGCCACACCUUAAACUUGUAUUUAUUUAUAUUUGUAUAUUUGCAGAAGAAAUUGAAAAUUGAAAUUGAAAACUGAAAACUGAACAAACCAAAAUCUAAAUCAUAGAGAAAGAUGGAGUUUAUAAAGCAAACAAAUUAUGAAUUAUGGAUUAUAAGUCAUAAAUGUAGCAGAAAUGAGCGCCUACGAUCGAUCGACCUAGUCUAUCAAUUCUUAAUGGUUUUUGUCUUACCAAGCCCUUUACCAAAAAUAUUUUAUUAAUAAGUAUUUGCUGUAAAUAAUUUUUGCCUGUCUUCUUUUUUGAUCUCUUCAUAACCUGGCUCUAUCUUUCUCAAAACUAAUUUCACAUUUUUAGAAGGUAUUACAUAUAUUUUUAGCAUAAUUCCCCCUCUUUUCAUUUACCAACCAACCGUUUUCUUAACUACCUAUAAUAAUUAAUUAUAUAUUAUACGGAUAUAUGAUAAUGCAAGAAAAUGAAACAAGAAAAUACACAAAAAAAAACAACAAACAUUUAAAAGAAAAAACAAAGAAAAAAUGGAAAACAAAUACACAACUUAAUAUACACUGAAAACAAAACCGAAACAUGCAUUUCUGAUUUUUACUUCUUCACUUCAAGACUUUUCAGAAUAUACAAUAUAUUUUCUAUUUUAUUUCUACAACAAUAACAACACAAACAACAAUCAACAAUCAAGAGAUUGUUGCCACACAGAAGCAGUAAGUCAAUAGAAUACAACAUAUGCAUGCGAUUAUCCUUUAAUAAUUCUUAUGAUUUUGCCACUUUGUGCACAUUCGUAUCCUUUUGAGUUAUGAGUUGUGGCAAGCUGAGAGCCAGAGCUCUUCCGCAAGUCCUUGACAUUCGCAGAAGAGCCCCUGAAACCGUAAAGUUAGAGAUUAUUCAGGAAUCCUCUUGGCGAAUAUGCCUUUGGUAAGUUAGUCUGAGUGUAAGCCGGGCCAAAACAUACUUCUAUCCGGCUAAUAGAGCUCUUCACUUGGCAGUAGAACAAAGUUUUCAAACCUUAGUAAAUAGCGUACGUUUCAAUUAUCAACAAGUAACAAAAAUAUAACGAAAAACGAGACAAAUUUUGAAGAAAAAAGCCCAGAAGAACGUAGUUUAUUGCAACAAGCACACAUUUUGGAAAGGUAGAACCCUGUUGAGGUUCACGUGGAAGGUCAACAAUGGAAAGGAGCACAAAUAUAGAUUUAAAUGGAUAUUAUCACGUAAUAAUUAUAAAUGUUAGUUAAAUUAAGUGUACACGCACACACACAAGUGAGUAGAGUUGCAAGUUAAGAACUAAGUUACGCUUUUGCUUGCCACACAAGAGUUGGCCGAAAUGCUUCAAGUUACCCAGCAUUAUUCACCAGGGAAAUGCAUAUGUGUUUUGGUGUAGAAUGAGUGUUUAGUAAAAUCUAAGAAUACAAAGAAUAUAAGCCAAAUAUUAAAUAUACUAUUAUAUAGAAAUUGUGUCCAAUGAAAAUUCGUUUUCGCAUUGGAGGCUGCAUACAAAGCUUAGAACAAACGGAUUACAAACAAUAGCUGCAAUAGUCUUAAAUAUGGACAUAAAGUGACCUUUAAUAGGCAUCAGGUGUUGUAUGCCAUUGAAUCGAGCCAGCUUUUCCUGACCUCAAAAGGUUACCAAAAGCCGCACUCAAUGCAAACACAACCAGAGCCACUGGUGCAAUUCAAUGCCACUUUUAAUCCGCCCAUAGGCACAACCUCACCACACUAGGUAACACACAAACGAAAAGACACCUUUGAAAUUUGACCAAUUAAAAUAAAUAUCCGUUUUAGUUUUCGGUUGUUAGUCCAUUCACAUAGUAGUUUCGGGCUUUGUUGCCGGGUUUUGUAUGCAAAUUGCUGAAAACAAAUUGUUCGUAAAUGCAAUUUGUUAAAGAAAUUGACAUUAAGUCUCGUGUUUUAUGAUUGCCAGUGAAGAGCUUCGAGUUUGAAGAGCCAGACAACAAGCUUAAGGAUUUCCCAGGAUAAUUGAAGACCAAUUAGUUCUCUACUACGCUGAAUACUUUAUUUAAUAUUUAUAAUUGGUUCCACAUUAUCAUUUAACCUUAAUUGGUGCCAUUUAAAAUGCAUGCAAUUCAUUUCAAAUUCGCAACAAUUUCACAUUCGCCCAUUCAGACACUAAUAAAUAAUUUUUAAUUGAGACAAUUAGCGGACAACAAAAUAUUAUAGCAAACACAAUUAGCAUUAACAAUUUUGCACUUCUGCACAUUUUAUGUGAUAAAUAUACAAAACCAAACUCAAAAACGAAUUAUAUCUAUUUAAACGCACCACAAAUGCACUUACCCAGAAACAUUAUUGUUGGAAAAGAAAAACACCUGAAUUCGUAUUAGAGCCUGAUUAAUUAGUGAUUAUACUUUAUGUAAAUCGUUGUUGUAGUUUAUUGCACAAAUCAGCACAAUAUGAUACUCUGAACCCGGGGGAGCUUACUUACCAUAUAUGUAUGUAUUUCCUUCUAGUCCUUUGGGUCGACUAAUUAGGGUUACGAGGAGUCUUUGGAGUUUUAAGUUUAGAUUUAAUUUAAAUUUGAAAUAUUUGGGGCAAGCAGAUCAGUCUUCCACGGCACUAAACUCCGAAUUUCCACUCAUAGCAACACACCCAUUCUCAUUAAGCUUUUGGACGCACAGGGAAGGUCCCGACAAACCCAUCAGGAAGAGCCAACUUUUAAAAUGGAAACAAAUGAAUAUUUUCGAGCUAUAAACGUAAGUAGUCACAAGUACCUUAAAAUGCAAAUCGAAGAAAUGUAUGUGGAUGUGGAGGACGAGCGAGUAGCGCGAGAAGCGAGUAGAAAAACUGGCUACACCCACUAGGGCACACUCGUACACAUACAUUCCCCUCUUAACAUGCACACAAUCAAGGCUUAAAAGCAAUCCGUCCUUAAUUGAAACUUUUGAGCGGAAUCUCCAGAAAAAAACCCAAAUAUGCCGAAGAGUUCGACUCUAAAAUGUUUAAUUAAGUCUACACACACUAUCCACUUACCCCCUUCCCUUUUUCCACUACCACGGCCCCUUAUACCAGCUCACACACACGCACUUACAAUGACACUCUCACACACAUACACACGGACAAGCAAAUGCACUUAAAUUGUAAAUGUUGUGAUUAUAAUGCACCGCCUCAAAGUAUGCACCAAAAUUUUUGAAAAAUGUAUUUUUGCACCAUUUUUAAAUGCACAACCAAAAACAAAUUAAAAACUUAAAAAAAAAGGAAAUUAAUUAAAUGUAUUUUAAUUAAAUUAGUUUAUAAAGUGUUAAAAUAUAUAUUUAACGAAAAAAAUUGAUACUUGGAGAGGGAUUUUCUAUUACUGUUAUUUUUGUUUCACUUAAAACCAAAACGGCAAAAAAAGUCAAGAAAAGUCUGCGAAAUAUAUAAUUCAACUGACGCAAUGUAAAUACUCGUACAGAACAAAGAUGGAUGGAAAUAACGAAGUCUAAAUAAUUUAGUAAUUGUCACUAUGUAAAUAGACCAAACCGAACACAAAUAGAAAGAACAGCGACCGAGACCGAGACAGAUACAGAUAUAGAGACACAGAUACAGAUAGAGAUACAUUUACAGAUACAGAUAAAGAUACAUUAUGUAGAGCAAGAUGGAGAAGAAAGUCGCAACGACGAAAGAUGUUUUUAACUUUAAUUAGAAAGUGUUUUAUGUAUUAUGUAUGUAUGGUAACCCACACAGGAAGUCCUACUAAUAAUUUCUAAGCCAUUUAACUUGUAAAUUAUUAUGGUUAUAAAUGUAUAAUGUAACGGUACUCGAAUAUAUAUAUAUUAUGAUAGACAUAUGUAUAUAUAUAUGUCUGAGACUGUGCCAUGGAGGAUGCGAUGCGGGUGGUGCCCCAAGUAGAAAGACAACUGCGACUAAAUCAACCACGAUAUAUAAAUGUGUACAUGUGUAUGGUUAUAAAUGAUACCUACUUCAGUUUGCCUACGAUUCCAAAAAAAAAAAAACAAAUAUAUAUAAAUAAUACGAAAAAAAGACACGUAUAGGUAUAAAGCGAAUAUAUAUUUCAAAGAAAAUUCAGCUGCAACCAGAUUCGAGUUCAAGCAAAAAACCAAAACAAACAGAAAGCGAAAAAAACGGAUACAAUUAUUAAUAUUGAAAUUUAAUUAUAUGCAUUUGCAGCAUAAGGAAAAAACAAUGUAUUACCAACAAAAAACAUCUCUAUAUAUAUGUACACAACAAACAACUAAUUUAUGAGAUUAUAUAUACAUAUAACAGCAAAAACAACAGAAGUAUAUGUAAAAUUAAAUAAAAACGAAGCCUCAGUCAGUAUAAAAAAAAAAAGUUGGGUCUUUCAUUAUUUUCUCAUUUUCAGCUGGUCUAUUUAAUAUCAUUUCAUAUAUCAGGUAAUGUAAUCUAUUUGCAAUAAAGAUCGCUGCUGCCCCUGGCCAUUAUUUUUUUAUGACUUGUGCUGUAACUUAUUUCCUUAGUUGAUGUAGCAUGAAAGGUAAUUAUUAUCCUCGCCGAUUAAACGUUUUUCUUGGAAGCAUAAGCCAGGAAAAGCUCGUGGGGAUCCUUUGGCGUAAAUAUUUUGUAAACAAGCAGGUGUCGUAAAUUUUAAUUAGCCUUGGCCAAAACUAAUUUCAUGUUAAUAAGCAAACGUAACAUCACAUUGUUGUGGCCGCCCACUGGCGGUAAGAAUCUGGGUGACGUGAUGCCCUUUUGAUAGACUUCCCAUUGCACCCCGGAGUAAUCCUGGAACCCUACUUUGUGGUCGCUUCAUUAAGCGGCUCCCCUUCACAAGAAAGUCUUGAGAAUAACCCCAGCGAACCCCAGCGAUGCUAACGCAUGCAAAUGAAAAGACGUGUAACGUGAAUCCAUCCAACGGGAAAUGCAAAAGGUUAAAGGUCGAAGAGCCCACGAAAAAAUAUGAGUUGGAUGGAGAAGACUGUCCUGACCUUUGCGACGUUGAAAUGGAGCUGGAAAAAAAAACACGGCUGUUAAUUAAGGUGUGACAAAUGCAAUCUGCAGACCAGUUAAGCGUGCAAUCAGCCAAAGGCCAAUCCAGUUGGUUCAUUAAAAGGGGAUUUACCCAGGCCCACAACGUACACUCCAAACACACACCGUAUACCAUCGCACAUACAUAUGGCCAGCAUGAAGGUCUAGGCGCGAUAAAACAAAUGCCAAAGCCUAAAAUGGCAGCUUCUGGCAUUUGCCAUUCGCAUUCGCCUUCGCAUCGCUUGUAAAUAAAUUGCCCUUAAAUCCGGCUGCAAUUUGUUGCACACCCCCCAUCGAUCCGGAUCGGAGAUGAGAGUAUCCUGUAUCCUGUAUCAGGGAUAUGUGGCGUAGAUGGUAGGAUGGAUAGCAGAACCGAACGUGCCCUGAAUCGACCUUGCCUCGGGUGCUUCGACUGUUUUUGGGUUCUGGGGCUAACCAGAAUCUGUAUAUGGUGAAAAAUAAUAAAACAAUUCAAUUUGUUUGUCUUGCA
Molecule: messenger RNA, 12454 nt
Organism: Drosophila ananassae
Lineage: Eukaryota; Metazoa; Arthropoda; Insecta; Diptera; Drosophilidae
Gene: jeb
Exons: 3
Coding region: 2071-3687 (538 amino acids)
Biological process (GO): positive regulation of MAPK cascade
Cellular component (GO): terminal bouton
Molecular function (GO): transmembrane receptor protein tyrosine kinase activator activity; protein binding
Source: RefSeq, a predicted model, not a curated record